AUUUGUUUGUUUUAUUUGUACAUCUGAUGGCUGAGUUCUCUGUAGAGCUCAAACAUAAAGGAGAGUUACAGGAUAUGUUAUUUCUAUGAUCGGUCAGCGAUGGAAAACUGUCUUUAAGCGAAAGUCAUCGUGUAUCUGUCAAAAACAUUUUUUAUUUUGCAGAAAAAUGCCCCAGUACAAACGUGUACAUUUCGAGGAGUCCACAGAGCUCCUCCCCCUCCUAACCAUCAGAGGAGUAAAGCCCCCACACCCCCCACCUGAAAGGAGCUCCAACAUAAAACCUGAGAGCCGUAGAGUUGUUUCCGGCAUCUCAAGGAAUGCUUGGAGUAUAGAGUCGACAUACCCCUUCAUAAACAUCAAAGGUGUUGGUGUGUUCUCUCCACACCCCCCGCCUGACCUGAGGUCACAUACAAAACCUGAGAGCCGUAGAGCACCGUCCGGCAUCUCAGUGGAUUGUGGGAACGUUAAUGCUCCCCAACAAUCAAAACACCUCCGUCCCUUAAACCACAGAGGCGUUGGUGCAUUGCGGCCACAUCCACCAGACAGAAGCUCUGUGAGGGAUCCCGACGGCCGCAAAACCAUCCUCAAAGUCUUGAAGGAUUAUGGGGACAUUACUGGCCUCCCUCCCGUAAACUGCAAAGGUGUGCCGCGUCCAGACUUGCAUGAAAGAUGUAAAGUUCUUCCUGCCAUUACAAAGGCCUGUAAGAACAUUACUGCUCUGCAGCAAUCCGAGGACCUCCCCCCCUUAAACGUCAGAGGUGUUGGUCUGCGUUCACCACAUCCACCAUCUGACGUUACCCCUCAAAUGAAACCUGAGGGCCACAACGUUCUUCCCGCAACCUCAGAGAAGGAAUGCGGGGACAUUAAGGGUUCCCAGAAGUCUACACUUCUUCCCAUAAACAUCAGAGGACUGAGGCCAAAGCCACAGAAGAAAAUACAGCGGUGGGAACCUAGUGAUGAAACUUUUGCUUUCAUCUGUAAAAGAAUGAUAGAAGAUACGCAGAUGGAACGAGCGCAUCAAAACAGCCUUUCUGUAGCAGAUCGAGAGACAUUCUCAUCUAGGUGUAAAAAACUUAAAAUGGAUGACAUGAAGGAUAUCAUUUGGAGAAAGAAGAGUUGAGGAUACGGUCGCUACACGUACUGUUGAAGGAGGCUGAAGGAACCCUGGAGGACGCCCGAAUGACUCUUUGAGAUUACACACACACACAAUCACACAUACAUAUACACAAAGACGCACGCACACACACACACACACGUAUACACACAUUCACAGGCACAUUCACGUACACUUAUACAUGCACACAUGCACACCUACACAAACACACGCACACACACACACACAGGUGUCAGAGCUCUUCUAAUUCUCUGUAUUUUUAUUUGUCAACAGGAAAUGUCCUCUACACACACUAUUGAAGCUGAAGACAGAGGACUCCCGAAUAACUCGAAGAUAACACACACACACAUGCAGAUUAACACAUACAUACACACACACACACACAUUUACAUACACACACACACACGCAGGGCCGGCUCGUGAGAUUGUGGGGCCCUAUAGGCGAAGUCAUAAAUAUAGUCCCCCUGAUUUGAACGUUUGGCAUAGUAAGAAAUAACUCUCGUUUUGUUUAUAUUGACAUAUAAUUAUGAAUUUCACCCUCAGUAAAACUAACCAUGGUUUUAUUAUAGUUAGUGUAGUAACUAGAUUGAUUAUUAUUUGUAUUAGU
Molecule: messenger RNA, 1721 nt
Organism: Triplophysa rosa
Lineage: Eukaryota; Metazoa; Chordata; Actinopteri; Cypriniformes; Nemacheilidae
Exons: 9
Coding region: 86-1120 (344 amino acids)
Source: RefSeq, a predicted model, not a curated record